Messenger RNA from Miscanthus lutarioriparius, 735 nucleotides. The record is from the annotation of a GenBank genome assembly. NCBI's taxonomy places the organism in Eukaryota, Viridiplantae, Streptophyta, Magnoliopsida, Poales, Poaceae.
AUGGCACGCAAGAAGGUGAAUCUCCAGUGGAUCUCCAACAAUGCUACUCGGCGUGCGACGUAUAAGAGACGCUCCCAGGGCCUGGAGAAAAAGGCUAGUGAGCUCACCACACUCUGUGGCAUCAAGUUGUGUGUAGUGAUGUAUGGCCAGGGCAAGGCUCAGCCAAAGGUGUGGCCCUCUGAUGAAGAGGCCAAGGAACUCCUCAUGAAAUUCAACAGCACGCUAGAUGUCAGUAGCCUCAAGAAGACAAAGAACCAAGAGGAGUUCCUCCACAGUCGCUCCUUGAAGCUCCAUGAGCAGGUAAGCAAGUUGGACCAUGAAAAUCGCGAGCGUGAGACCUUGGACCUCCUCCAUGAUAUCAUGUAUGGAGGACGCCCGGGCCUCGUUGGCACUGACAAAGACGAGCUCCUUAGCCUUAGGGAUAUGGUGGAGAUGAAGAUGAGAAAAAUCAAAGCACGGCUUCAGCAGCUUGUGGUCGGGGAGCGAGUCCUCCAACAGCCAUUGCCGCAGGUGAUGCUGCCAACGUCAUCCUCGUUGCAGACACAAGCUUCUUGCUACACCUACAAUGAGAUGCAAAGCAUGGCAGUACUAGAGGAACACCGUCCCUUGCAGCAGAACUGGAGACUUGCCAACCUAGCCCCAAACUACAGUCCCUUCGCAGGUUGUAGCAGUGGGGGUGAAAUGAUGCACCCUUACAAUCUGGGUGCUUGUUCAGGGCUCCCAUCGGCACAGUAG